CUUUGACCCUGCAUUCGGUCGUCCCUCCGUGCCUUAGUGAAAGAAAAAACACAGGAGUGUAACCCAAGCCUCCACCGGGCCUCUCUUCCUCCUCUUCCUCCUCUUCCUCCUCCUCCCGGUUGAUCUGACACUUCUCCUAAACAUAACCAUGUGGAGUCUCUCUCCAGCCCUCUUUCAAAACAGGACCGCUAUGAGCUAGGCAACUUGUCACCAUGCCCUGAUUUCAGUUAAUUCUCUUCGCUGCGUUACCUCUCCUCUGUGUUUUUGAACCUCCAUUUUGUCUUCUUUCUCCCGACUCCUGUCAUGUAUUCUUUGGAGGGCCAAAACGCCGACACUGCACAUUUGGUUGAGUUGAGACCUGAAUCUUUUGGACUGUUGGACAUCUGAUUUACUUUAGGACAAAGCCUUAGUACUGAGCAGCAUGAGCAUUCAUGUUGAGUCCUUUUUUUGGCCAACCAGUGUAGUCCAAUAUUUUAUCUUUUACCUUCUGGUUUUGGUCUCCAAUGUGGAAGUUUCUUAAAACGUUCAUUCUUCCUACUGACCAUCAGAUGGCGACUCAUCUUGAGGUCUGAGUGUAUAGAAAUGAUUUGACUUAUUCCAUCUGAACCUUGUACACAUGAGUUUAUGGUCUCAAACUUUUUCUUCAGUGAUGUUCACGUAGUAAGUGAUGGUCCAUCUAGAGUCAAACACACCAAACCUGACUGCACCUGGCUCCACCCUCUCUCUUUCCUCCUGGUUUUGGUGAUGACCAAAACUGUAGAAUCCCAGACUUCACGACAGCAGUGUGCAAUAUAUCCCACUGACUAUGGUUACACAAUUUGUCAGCCGACCUGAAAACUUUUAAAACGCUAUAAUUUCACAAUUGCACCUCUCUUCUUACUGGUCUCAGCUUCUGUUGGGCAGAUGCGUUGCUUCCCGCUCUCACUUGGACGGCAGGAUACCGCUAAAUCUUUCUGCAUUUGUUAUCCUUCAUCAUUUUACCAAUCGCUUUGUCAUUGUAAAGGAGACUUGAAAACAUCUCUGAUUUUAAAAGGCAUUUUUUCCAGAAAUACUUUUAUCCACAAACACACGGUUUAAUUCAAUCAGACCACAACAUUUUUUCCACAACAUUUUUCACAUUUUCUGGGCUAAAGUGGAUUACACCCUUCCAUCGUCACUGUGAUUUGUGGUCAGAUGUUCCUCUGUUCUUGGAGAACGAGUUCAAUUGCAGCAUUUUCUCUGCUCUGCCACAUUUUCCCCCGUUAGAAGAAAGAAGUCUGAACUGUCUUCUAGAAACUCUCCGCGUGCUCCUCUACAACCUAUUACUCUCCCUGUUCUGCCUGUUCUGCUCCUCCUGCAGUCUUCCCCCUUUCCCUCCUGUGUGUGUGUGUGUGUGUGUGUGUGAGGUUUCUUUCGGGUUGGAGGAGGGGAGGUUUUUUAUUUGCCGUGCAGUCGGACGAGGGAGGUCGUCUUACAGACCAGAUAUGGAGGCUGAAAGAAAAAGUUUUCCCAACACUUGGAAACUUUACUUGUUGUGCUACUAAUCGAAGGGGAGAUGGACCAGGGAGGAGAUCUACUCUUUCUGCCUCAUGCUUGAGAAGCUGCCGGCUCUUUUUCGCAUGGCUUGGAGGAGGCUAUACCUGUGAAUAAACUGCUUGGACGGCAUUUUUUUGACCACAAAGGACAAAUAACCAGAGGAUUACAUUGUCAGGAUCUGCUGUGUUUGAGCUUAACAGUGUGUGGCAUGUGGUUCUACCUCUGAAAAUACAGUACAUGGACCUCGGAGGGGUUUAGCCGUUACCACAGCAUUGGCAUGUUGGACUGUCCGGCUUAUUAACGGCGCUUAUCCUGCAGACCUUUGUCUUGUUUGUUUUUUCUUCUCUCGAAGACUCUUCCUCGUAUCUCGUCAUUCAUCUCUCCUUUGUGUGCUCUGGAGAAGGAGGAGCUCAGGACCAAAAACACCAUAUCGCCUUUUUUUAUGAGCCUAUAAGAGCCAUUUUGAUUUGUUGACUGCAUCCCCUCCAUGGAUCCACUCUGAGCCGAUCAGAACCACACCGCCAGUCAGCGAUGGACUGCACGGCGGCGAUCUUGAAAGCGUGCGCCCGCUCCAGGACCAAGUGGUGUCGGCAUGAGCGGUCCUCCGUCCGUCGCCCCGGGAGACCAGCAGGGGGCUGCAGCUGUAGCGGCAAUGUCGCUGCAGUGAGGGUCGGCGGGCGUGCUUCUUCCCUCCUGCAGCACAUGCUGUUUUACGCUUGCUGCUGUCUGUCCCACGAGGACGGCUCUGACCGAUGCCCGGAAUGGUACCACCGUCCCAGUGGUGCACAGGGGGGAGGGAAGCGUGAGGAGGAAGGUGAGGACCAGGAAUUAGGACCCCCGCCCUCAGUGGACGAGGCGGCCGAUGCUCUGAUGACCAGGCUGGGCUUCCUGCUGGGGGACAAGAUAAUCAGCGGCGAGCCGGGCUCUUCUUACCACGCCCAGGAUGAUGGACAGAGGAUCUCUCCUUCCUCCAGCCUGGCUAGUAGCACCACCUCCCCUUGCUCAACACUGCAGCCUCCUGCUGGCGGGGAGGGCCACACCAACGACAAGCAUGCCUCCCCCCACCAUGCCUCCGUCACCUCCCCCAACUCAACACUGGAGAGCAGAGACAGCGGCAUCAUAGCCACGUUGACCAGCUGCACUGCUGAGUCGGCAGCAGAGCGGGACGAAAGCGGCAAGCAUCCUGCCGACGGUUACCACGGCAGCAGCCUGAAUCUCUGGCAGCAAGGGGGGCGGCAGGUGGUGGCCUCCAACUCCUCUUCUUGUAUGGUAGCAGCAGGAAGCAUGAAUGACGGCUUCCUGAACCGGGUGGAGGAUACCAUGGCUGCUUCCACUUACAGCCUCAACAAACUCCACCCAGACAGAGGGCCUGGCUCCGCCCGCUCAUCAGGCUCCACCCACUCUAUCCCUCUGUACCUCAUGCCCCGCCCUAAUUCCGUUGCUGCCACCAGUUCUGCCCACCUCGAAGAUCUGGCCUAUCUGGAUGAGCAGCAGAGACACAUCCCUUCUAGGACGUCCCUCAGAAUGCCCAGGCAGAAUUCUGGGAGUCGUGGUCAACAGGACCACAGAGUGUGUUUCACUCCCUCCCUCAACCUGAAGCCCCUCCACUUUGAGGUUCCGGGUCUCUCUUCUGAUUGGCUGUUCACCGGCAGGGAAUGGCUCUUCCAAGAAGUGGACGCCUGUCUUCGAAGUGGCGACCCGGCGACAAGUCGGGGCGUGGUGAUCGUUGGCAACAUGGGCUUCGGCAAAACGGCCAUCGUCGCCCGGCUGGUGGCGCUCAGUUGUCAUGGGAACCGCAUGCUGCCGCCCGCCGCCGGCAACCAGACCUCUGCUAAAUAUGCAGAGGCCGAGUCCUACUCCCGCGACUCCCUGGGGAGAGGAGGAGGAGGAGGGGGAGACGAAGGAGGGGGAGGAAGCUGUCCGGGGACUCCAGAGAUGAGGAAGAGACAAGAGGACGCGCUGAGGAGGCUCGCAGCACAGGUCGUCGCGUAUCAUUUCUGUCAAGCUGAUAACUGUCACACCUGCCUGGUGCCGGAGUUCGUCCACAACAUGGCGGCGAUGCUGAGUGACGCCCCCCAGCUGUCGGCCUUUCGGGAGCUGCUGCACCGCACGCCGCAGCUGCAGAGCACGCUCAGUCUGCGCUCCUGCAUCCAGGAUCCCAGCUCAGCCCUGCAGAGAGGAAUACUAGAACCCCUGGACGCUCUCUACAGAGAGAGGAAGUUGCACGUGGACGGGGCGGGACUCAUAGUACUGAUUGACGGGCUGAACGAGGCCGAGUUUCACCGGCCGGACUACGGCGACGCACUGACUUCCUUCCUUUCCCGAAAUGUCCGGAAAUUUCCCCCUUGGCUGAAGGUCAUAACCACCGUCAGGACCGGUCAGCAGGACAUUGCUCGUUCUCUACCUUUUCACUGCAUCUCUCUAGACAGGAUGGAGGAGAACAACGCCAUAGAUCAGGACCUGCAGGGUUACUUGAUGCAGCGUAUCCACAGCAGCACGGAGAUCCAGAGCAACGUGUCGCUGGGCAAUGGUCGCCUGGACAACGCGGCGAUGGCCAAGCUGAUCAGCCACCUGAAGAGCCUGAGUAGGGGCUCCUACCUCUACCUGAAACUGACCCUGGAUCUGAUCGAGGGGGGAUACUUGGUCCUGAAGAGUUCCAGCUUCAAGGUGGUCCCCGUGAGUCUAGCAGAGGUCUACCUGCUGCAGCUCAACAUGCGCUUUCCCACACAGUCGUCUUUUCAGAGAGUUCAGCCGCUGCUCAACGUUACUGUGGCGUCGCUGCACCCGCUGACCGACCAGCAGCUGUUUGAGGUGGUGAACGCCGGCGCCCUGACCGGGGGGACGCUGCACUGGGGGGAGUUUGCGCACCGCCUGGAGCAGCUCUCCUCCUUCCUGCUGCGGCGGAGCGACGGCAGCAGGAUGCUAAACCACGCCUCCUUCAGGGAGUGGCUGAUGUGGCGAGAGGAGGGUCAGGACGACAGGUUCCUCUGCGACCCCAGGAGCGGUCACACCCUGCUGGCCUUCUGGCUCUGCCGGCAGGAGGGGAAGUUGAACCGCCAGGAGACGCUGGAGCUGGGACAUCACAUCCUGAAGGCUCACAUCUACAAGGGUCUGAGUAAGAAGCUCGGGGUUUCCUCCUCAGUCCUGCAGGGGCUGUGGCUGUCCUACAGCACGGAGAGCCUGAGCCCUGCUCUCUCAUCGCUGCGUAACCUUUACACCCCCAACAUCAAGGUGAGCAGGUUGCUAAUCAUGGGCGGGGCUGAUGUGGAUUUCCGUUGCGAUGUCCUCAACAACGCCCCCCUGCUGUGUGUCCACGCUCACCUGGGCCACAGUGAUGCCGUGGCGCUGCUGCUCGACCUCGGAGCUCAGGUGGAUGCCCAGUCACAGGAGGGUGUGACCGCGCUGGGAUUCGCCGCCGCCGCAGGCCAUAUGGACAUCGUCACCAUGCUGAGUCAGCACAGCGCUAAGGUGGGCCACGUGGACAGCUCGGGCCGCUGCGUGCUCGUGCACGCCGCCCAGCGGGGCCGCCUCGACGUGCUGCGCUUCCUGCUGAGACGCACCGACUGGAGCUGCGCUUCCUGCUGCGGCCAGCGGGCGGCGAGCCGGUGCCAGGCGGUGCAGCAGGCUCUGGUCGCGGCGGCCAGCACGGGCCACGCCGAGAUCGUGUCGUACCUCCUGGACCUUCCGGAGGAAGACGAGGACGAGGAGGAGAGACCGGAGAUCAACACACCCGACAGUCUGUGGGGAGAGACGGCUCUGACGGCGGCGGCAGCAAGCGGCAGGCUGGCUAUCUGCCGCCUGCUGUUGGACCAGGGGGCUGCCGUCGAGCAAUGCAACAGGCGGGGCGCGGCCCCCCUCUUCAGCGCCGUGAGACGGGGCCACCUGCAGGUGGUGGAGCUCUUACUGAGCCGAGGGGUGGAGGUGAACAUGGCCGACCAGCAGGGUCGAACGGCCCUGAUGACAGCAGCCUCGGAGGGACACAUGAACACAGCCCAGCUGCUGCUGGAUCACGGAGCCUCUCUCGAACAGGCCGACAGGGAAGGCCUAACGCCGCUGAGCUGGGCGUGUCUGAAGGGCCAGCUCCCAUUGGUCAAAGAACUGGUGCAGCGAGGUGCAGCCACAACCCACGUCGACCGCAGCGGGCGGACACCUCUGGAUCUGGCUGCUUUCCGCGGGGACCCAGAAGUGGUGCAGCACCUGGUGGAGCACGGCGCGUCGGUGGAGCAUGUGGAUUCCAGCGGGAUGCGUCCCCUCGACCGGGCCGUCGGCUGCAGAAACACUUCAGCUGUGAUCGCUCUGCUCAAAAAGGGAGCCAAGAUAGGACCUGCGACAUGGGCCAUGGCAACCUCUAAACCCGACAUCCUAAUGGUUCUGCUCAGUAAACUGAUCCAAGAGGGAGACCGCCUCUACAAGCAAGGUGACGUGGAAGAAGCGGCUCACUCGUACCAGUCAGCUCUGCAGAAGUUCCCCGGGGACGAGCUGAAGACCUCCAGGCAGCUGAGGGUGUGCGUGCUGCUCAACCUGUCUCGCUGCCACCGCAAGAUGAACGAUUUUGGCCUCGCCGAGGAUUUUGCCACCAAGGCGCUCGAGCUGAAAGCUAAAUCCUACGAAGCCUUUUAUGCCCGGGCCCGUGCCAAGCGUGGACGCAGACAGUUCCACGCUGCCCUGGAGGACCUGAUUGACGCCAGCCGCCUGUGCCCCUCCAACCGGGAGAUCCAGCGCCUGCUGUCCCGGGUCAAGGAAGAGUGUCGGCAGGUUGCGCAACAACCAGACUCUUUACCUCCCUCGUCGAACCCUGCUUAUCAACAAAAUGCGUCCAUGUCCGUCAACGAGGCUAGGUGCAGAGACACAGGAUGUCUGCAGGUGCAAGACAGGGGGGGGCUUAACGAGGAGGAGGAGGAGGAGGAGGAGGAAGAGGAAGAUGAUGAGGAGAGUCAGAGGGAAGGAGAUGCUCAUCCUCACCCGUCUUCGUUGCAUCCUCCACCUGUGGUUCAAAAUCUCGACACCCACUGCUGCCCCGGCGGGCCGCCCCCCUCCUCCCUUUCCCCCACUCACCUGUACCGCCACCUCCCGAGCCCCGCACAUUCCCCCUCCUCCUCUUCCCCAAGUCACCCUGCUCCUCCUCCUCAGUCCACCUCCUACCACCAUUUCAUCCCACCACAGCGGCCCAGCCAAAUGUCAGAGAGUAUGCCUGCGUUGUCAGGGAAUGGAGGCCUGCAGUACCACUCACAUUCCGCCUCCGUCCACCACCACCCAGACCAGAUCCAGGGGGCGCAGCAGCAACACCACCAUCACCUGUCCAAUCAAAGGUCCUUCCAAAAGCAGAACCCCGUUCAAGGUCAGUGGCUCCAAGCAGCCAAAGUGCAGGUAGUCCGAAGCAGUCAGCCCAGUUCUGCGUCCCAUUCCAGCAUGGUUUUGGGAAGUUCUGCUUACUCCCAGUUUGGCCAUCUGCCACAAGAGCUGGCUGAGCUGGGGGAAGGCCUUUGCCCGAGCUUGGAUGUCAGGCCCAGCUUGCAGGUCCAGGCUGGUCUGAUAUCUGGAUCAUAUCCUGUGGACGAUGGAGACAUUGACUUUGUUUGCCAGGAAAGACUUGCAUCUGCCUACGGGAGAGAAGGAGGGGGGGAGCGGGCCGGGAUAAAUCGAUAUGGUCAGGCCCGUCACCUAAGUCGCAACCAGUCCAAGGCAGCCUACUAUCCGAUGGCAGUGACCGAGGCACCAAUGGGACCUCCUGAUAGCCUCCCAUCAUCCCACGAUUACCAAUACCACCAUCAGGGUGUACUGCAACGCCACUUCAAUGCCCACCCCAACCCCUCCCCCGCUGUUCCUCCAAGGGCUCUUGUCCACUCCCAGAGUAUCAGUGUCCGUUUCUCCUCCAGCAGUGCCAGCCUGGCUGUCGGGCAGCCACCCAAUCACGGACCAAGCUUCAAGACGUCUGGCUUCCGCCCAGCAAUGGAGGCCCCUUCAGAUCUGGGAUACGCGGGAGGCGUUACCAGCUACCACGACGACCUCUUUCUGAUCUCUCUCUCCAGUCUGAAACAUACAUGGCUAGGAGGGACUUAUCCCGGAGAAGCGGGCCGGUCCUCAAGGAACACUCCUUUUAUGUGUGUCAGCGACAGGACCGCGAGGGGUCAACAGCAGUACCAACAACAAGCUCCCUCCAGCUCCUGCCUCAGCCCUUCUCGCUCGUGGGCCGUGUCCUCGGUAGACACGGUCGUCACCUCGCCCAGCAAAACCCCUGCCAGUCAGGGAGGCUUCGGUCCCCCCCAACCAUCCUCCAUCGCCUACCAUAACCGCAGCAACAACAAUGCCCACAACGACAACCAGUACUAUCCUCAGGGUGAGGAUUCGGUGAAGGUUGCUAGUCAGAAUCCCUCUUACCUGGAUGUGAAGCUGGCCAGGACGCUGCCAGUGAUCCACAGUGACAGAAAGACGGGACCUACCUCUCCGGUGAAACCAAAAAGACCCUUCGUAGAGUCCAAUGUGUAGAGACAGGUUUAAAUGUUUAGUAAAGACCGGGGAGGAGGGUUAAUAAAGAGUGGUUAAUAAAUAACAAUAAAAGAGUGCACUUAAUGACUCUGUAUUGUUGAGAAGAGUUGGGGGAAAGUUUAACGUAAAGGAAUAUCUCGCAUUUUACAGGACAGUACAGUAAAUGAGGGGCUCUAGCCAUUACAUAGCACAAUGAGGGAAGGGGAGGAUUUGGGGGGAAGUGAAGUCUGAAAAAAGUCAUCAUUGAGCACAAAAUAGAAAUCCUUUCCUUGCUGAACAUAUCUGGCUGAAAAUACAUUUCAAAAUAGAAGUGACUGAAUGCCCACAAUGCGAGUUUCACAUCCUCGACUCGAGAGGACUACAUUCAGUCAGACAUGAGCCUUAAAUAAAGGGUUUUAUUUCAAGUUUGAAGCAUUGAAAGCAACUCAACACCUGAACACAGUCCAGGGUCCAGUUUUAAACCUGUGCCGCUAAGGUUACGGUCCCAAGCCGUAGUUUGAGGAGCCAAAAGGAUGCUGUCCUUGAAUAAGCACUGGCUUGCUGUAUAUAAAACAAAAACUAUGUGAUAUUUAUCUUUAUUAAGUUAUAUCUGUAUAAAUCUGUAUGAAUAUUGUUUCUCUUACUGUAUAUUCCUUUUGGAGUCAUUUAAAGGGUCUUUCACAUAAAACAUUGAUAUGUACAUUUUCUUCUCAAAGAGAUAAUAAAAGCAAAGUCAGUUCAGCUUUGCUCUGUUUUCGGUUUACAUUUUUUCCAAUAAAAUUCCUGAAGAAAGACA
Messenger RNA from Gasterosteus aculeatus aculeatus (three-spined stickleback), 8776 nucleotides. Its product is annotated as protein TANC2-like. Gene Ontology annotation, biological process: regulation of dendritic spine morphogenesis. Gene Ontology annotation, molecular function: protein binding. The record is from RefSeq and is a predicted model, not a curated record. NCBI's taxonomy places the organism in Eukaryota, Metazoa, Chordata, Actinopteri, Perciformes, Gasterosteidae. Gene Ontology annotation, cellular component: dendritic spine.